AUGGUUAAACAAUCUUUGAAACGAGUAGAUGCCGAAUUAAGAGAAUCUGAUGAUUCAAUUCAGGAGCUAACAAACGAUAUUAUAAUUGAGGCUCCAUGGAAUCUAUGGAAGGAUUUAAAGACAGCAGAUAAUUUUUUUAGAAGCAAUUUGUCUAAAAGUUUGUACUAUACUCUUCAAAUUAGACUAUUUCGAGAAUACAUCAAGCAAGAAUUCUCAAAAAAGAGAUCGAGAAAGGGAGCAGCCGUAAAAAGAGCAUACGCCUACUCAAAAAACGACGCGAAGAAAUUUACAGAUACUUUAGAUGUUCUAGAUUUAAAUCAAUUGUGGAACACCCUGGAUGCCAAGUCGAGCUUUGAUUCCAAAUCAUUAAACGAUAGACUCGAGUCAGUUUUAUCGAAAAACAUUAAUAAAAUACUCAAAAAUGAUUCAAUUAGUACAGAUAAUUACAUGGAGUCAAACUAUAAUGAUGAAGAAAUCGAAUCUGACUCAGAUUCAGAUGCUUCCAGAGAAUCAUCAGAUUAUGAAAUAGAACAGACUAUAGAUGGUCCAGAAGAGCCUUUAAACGAUGAAGAAAAGAAUAAAAAAGAUAAAAAUAAUAGUUUAAACAGUAUCGAAGACAAAUUUUUCAAAUUUGAUGAAAUGGAAGCGUUUGCAAACGAAGAGUUAGGAUCGGAAGAAGAUAUUGACUAUUUUGACUCAUUGGGAGAAGAGUCAGAUGAUUCAGUAGCUGCAGCUGAAAUGAGAUACGAAGAUUUCUUCAGAGACCCAGAAGAUAGCGACACGGAGCCUGUGGAAAACCUGAAGGCACUGACGUGUAGCAAGAAUUUGAGUAAGUUGGACGAGUACGAUAAGCAAAUGGAGCUGAUGCUACAGCAGCUGGAGGAGGAAGGAGAUGGACGAGAAGAAGAUGAAGACAUGUACAGAGAUGAGAUAGAUCUGUUAGAUGAGCCAGAAGAGGAGGAGGAUGAAGAAAUGGAAUUGGAUAAUAAAGGGCACUUAAGGAGCAGAAAUGGGUUAGAUAACGAGAGGUUAACUGAUACAAAAAAGACAAAGUCAAAAAAAAAUAAAAUGGCAAAUAGGAGUAGUGUUGAAGAUGAUGGUGAUGAUGAAGACGAAGAUGAUGGUGAGGAAGACGAUGAAAUAGCACAAAUAGAAAAUGAAUUGGUAGCACCUAAGCAUUGGAGCCUAAUGGGAGAGUCAACAGGAAAAAGUAGACCAAGAAAUAGUUUAUUGGACAUAGAGCUGGAGCUUCCACAACCGAGUUCAAUAGUGUACAAUAGUGAAGAGAAUGAAGGGCAAGGAGUAAACGGAAAUGGAGUUGGAGAAGGACAAAUGGAAGGAGCGGGGGGGCAUGAAUUGCCACUGGAGCUGCUGAUAAUACAAAGAAUAAAGUCAGGAGUGUUUGACAACGUGGAAAGAAAAACUUUCGUUGAAGACCAGUUGGAGGCACUGAAUAGACUCAAUAAAAAUAAAAAAGAGGAAAUGAGGCCUGAGGACAUAGACUACAAGAAGAGCGAGAUGGGAUUGGGAGAAGUGUACGCGCAAAAGUACAAGGAGCAGUUCAUGGCAAUCGAUAAGCUGGACCCACACAAAAAGGACCUGAACGAGCAGUUCGCAAGGCUGAUGUACAAGCUGGACUCGCUGUCGAACCUGACGUUCGUGCCGAAGAGAACGAGUGAAACGGAAAAGGCGACCGCAGUGCCAAUGAUAACAGUGGAGACGCCGGUGAACAUAGUGGUCUCAGGAAGCUCACCAGUGGCAGGCGAAGACAAGAGUGGGUCCAAUAGUGGGUUAGGAGGAGGCAGCAGCAGAGGUGGAAGGGUGAAUGGGAUCGGAGAGUCGGGAGGCGAUCAAGUGACGGACCCAAGUGGCCCACUGAGUGCAAGUAACGUAGGCAAGGGGCAGAUAGUGGCAGCAAAAGUAUCAAGAAGUGCGAAGAAGAGGAAGUUUAAAAACAAAAUGAAGGGACUAGUGAAGAGCGGAAGACUGACCUCAGACCAGGUGGACAAGAUUAAGCAAAAGAUGGUCAGCAGGAACAAGCUGAGGAGAGAGGACUCGAAGUCCAGGAAGAGGACCGGUCUGACGCAGAGAGAGGCGAUCAAGCACGACAUGAAGUCGAACCGCAGAAUUGACACGGCCGAGCUGCUGUCAAGCGUGGGAAGGCAGUCAGCCGGCCACUAA
This is a messenger RNA of Theileria orientalis strain Shintoku, 2181 nucleotides long. RefSeq lists its product as uncharacterized. Bases 1 to 2181 code for a protein of 726 amino acids. Lineage: Eukaryota; Apicomplexa; Aconoidasida; Piroplasmida; Theileriidae. Gene Ontology annotation, biological process: rRNA processing. The record is from RefSeq and is a predicted model, not a curated record. The transcript has a single exon. Gene Ontology annotation, cellular component: sno(s)RNA-containing ribonucleoprotein complex; Mpp10 complex; small-subunit processome.